This is a messenger RNA of Phytophthora sojae, 1836 nucleotides long. RefSeq lists its product as hypothetical. Gene Ontology annotation, cellular component: PeBoW complex; preribosome, large subunit precursor. Lineage: Eukaryota; Oomycota; Peronosporomycetes; Peronosporales; Peronosporaceae. The record is from RefSeq and is a predicted model, not a curated record. Gene Ontology annotation, biological process: maturation of LSU-rRNA from tricistronic rRNA transcript (SSU-rRNA, 5.8S rRNA, LSU-rRNA); ribosome biogenesis. The transcript is spliced from 5 exons. Gene Ontology annotation, molecular function: ribonucleoprotein complex binding; protein binding. The annotation marks the transcript as partial.
AACACCAUCGGCAACGUGCCGCUCCGCUGGUAUGAGGACUACGACCACAUCGGUUACAAUGUGGACGGCAAGAAGAUCAUGAAGUCCAACAAUGGCGACGGCAUUGACAAUGCUAUUGCGGCGAAGGAUGACCCGAACUAUGACCGCACCGUGUACGAUGCUUACAAUGACCGCAAGAUCGUGGUCUCGGAGCGCGAUAUGGAGAUCAUUCGUCGUAUGCAGGCGGGUGCUUUUGCACACCCGGAGUUUGAGGCGUACCCGGACUACGUGGACAUUUACUCGUCGAACAAGAUUAUCCACUCGAUGGGCAACGACAUUGAGCCCAAGAGCCGAUUCUUGCCGUCGAAGUGGGAGCGCAUGAAGGUGAUGACGAUCAUGAAGGGCAUCAAGGAAGGUCGCAUCAAACUCGAUCAGGAGCCGGAGAAGAAGCCUGAGGUCUACCAAAUGUGGUUCGAUGACGACCAAGCCCAGACUCGUAAGGGACCUGCGCACGUGCAAGCACCGAAGAUGCCUCUUCCCGGACACAUUGAGUCGUACAACCCUCCCGAUGAGUACCUGUUUACCAAGGAGGAGCGUCGUGCGUGGGAAGAAGCCGAGCCGGAGGACCGCGAGACGAACUUCAUCCCGAAGAAGUUCAAGUCGCUGCGCGAGGUUUGUGGCUACAGUGGCUUCGUCCGUGAACGCUUUGAGCGCUGCCUGGAUCUCUACUUGGCUCCUCGCGUGAACAAGCGGAAACUUAACAUUGACCCGGAGUCGCUUGUGCCGGAGCUGCCGAAGCCUCAGGACCUUCGUCCGUUCCCGAACACGCUGGCACUUGUCUUCAAUGGCCACACCGGUCGCAUUCGCUCGCUGGCUGUGGAUCCGUAUGGCCAGUACGUGGCCUCGGGCUCGGAUGACUUCACCGUGCGCAUUUGGGAACUGGAGACUGCGCGCUGCCUGCAGGUUUACAACGUUGGAGCUGUGGUGCACAAGCUGUCGUGGAACCCGAACAAGGACCACCAGUUGCUGGCCGUUGCAGCCGCUAAGAAGGUCUUUAUCAUCGCUACCGGAACGGGUAGCGCAGACCAGACGGAGCUUACGAACGCACUCGUGGGCGACGCCGACGAUAGCAUUAAGACGUCUUCCGAUGAUGACGCUGAUGCUGACCGGCCGUGGCUCGAGCGUCGUGUGGGCACUGGCAUCCGUGUUGUGCUGCACCACACGAGCGACGUGAAGGACGUCGCGUGGCACUACAAGGGCGACUACCUCUCGACGGUUGCCCCUGGUGCCGGCUCGGGCGCGGUGCUGAUCCACCAGAUCUCGAAGCGCAAGACUCAGAACCCGUUCCAGAAGAGCGUGGGCCAGGUGCAGUGUGUGCUGUUCCACCCGUCCAAGCCCUUCUUCUUCCACGCCACGCAGCGUCACGUGCGCGUGUACAACCUCGUGAAGCAGUCGAUUGUGAAGAAGCUCUCCUCCGGUGUCAAGUGGAUCUCGAGUAUGGCGGUGCACCCGAAUGGCGACCACCUGCUCGUGGGUAGUUACGACCGGCGGUUGUGCUGGUUCGACCUAGACCUGUCCUCGAGGCCGUUCAAGACGCUCAAGUACCACGAGAAGGCUGUGCGUGACGUGUCGUACCACGCCAAGUACCCGCUCAUGGCUUCCGCCUCGGACGACGGCACCAUUCACAUCUUCCACGCCAUGGUCUACUCGGACCUGAUGAAGAAUCCGCUGAUCGUGCCGCUGAAGAUCCUGCGCGGCCACGAGGUCUCUGGCGGCCUUGGUGUCAUGGCCCUGGCCUUCCACCCUGUCCUGCCGUGGGUCGUGACAGGCGGUGCCGACGGCUCCAUUCGCCUCUUC